Messenger RNA from Sardina pilchardus (European sardine), 3055 nucleotides. It is a transcript of the gene ca5a, whose product is annotated as carbonic anhydrase Va. Bases 299 to 1228 code for a protein of 309 amino acids. Gene Ontology annotation, molecular function: carbonate dehydratase activity; zinc ion binding. The record is from RefSeq and is a predicted model, not a curated record. Gene Ontology annotation, cellular component: mitochondrion. Lineage: Eukaryota; Metazoa; Chordata; Actinopteri; Clupeiformes; Clupeidae. The transcript is spliced from 7 exons.
AUUCCCGGUGAUUUUUUUUGCUUGUUAUUCUUGGUCCCGCCAAUCAGCGAAGACAUCGUUGACUACGUAUUCACUUGUUAGCCAUCUAGCCGCAGCUCAGGGUAGUGUAUAACAGAAUGUGCUAGUUUUCAAAACAUAGGUACGGAUGACGGUAGCGUAAGCACAUCGAGGAAACUGAUUCAAAGACAAGAGCCAUCAUCGCCUCAACAGAAGUGUCACACCCGUAAGUGGCAGUCUAAAAGGGGACCGACAAGAGAAAAGCUGCAUUGUAGGCUACGAACAGCUGUCUGGAAACAGCAUGGUCACUCUAUCUGCAAUUCUAACUCCGCUUGGCCGUCAGCUUCAGAGACGGCUCCGCAAAGAGCUGCGAGACCAUCGCUGGAUUCCUGUUCGGAGAUGCAGCUUAACAGUGUGCUCGAGCAAAUAUGUACUCUCUCAAAUGCACCCGAUCUGGCAGAGUCCGCUGGCUGUCCCCGGAGGAGACCGCCAAUCGCCCAUCGAUAUAGCGGUGCGCAAGACGCAGCAAGAUCGGCAACUCAAGCCGCUGGAGAUGAACUACGACCCACGGACCUGCCAACAAAUCUGGAAUAACGGUUACUCGUUCAUAGUUGAAUAUGACGACACGAGCGACAGAUCAACUAUUAAGGGAGGACCAUUAGAAGACCAGUUUAGACUCUGCCAAUUCCAUUUCCACUGGGGCGAGUCCAAUGCUUGGGGGUCUGAGCACUCCAUCGACCGACGGCUGUUUCCUGCAGAGCUUCACCUGGUCCACUGGAACGCUGACAAGUACAGUCUGUUUGAGGAGGCAGUGAUGGAGGAGAACGGCCUUGGUGUCCUUGGAGUCUUCCUCAAGUUAGGGAAGAGGCAUGAAGGCCUGCAGAAACUUGUGGACGCUCUACCCGCUGUCAGGCACAAGGACAGUGUUGUGGAAUUUGGCCGCUUUGAUCCCGCUUGCUUGCUGCCGGAGAACACGCAGGACUACUGGACCUACGCCGGGUCACUGACUACCCCCCCGCUUACGGAAGCGGUCACCUGGAUGCUCUUGAAGCAGCCAAUCGAAGUCAGCCAUGACCAGUUGGCUGUGUUCCGUAGUCUACUGUUUACGUCGGCGGAGGAGGAGGUCCAGAGGAGUAUGGUGAAUAACUUCCGGGUGCAGCAGCCUCUGUGCGGCCGUAGCGUCCGCUCAUCCUUCGACCCCUUCCACCACGGGGACCCCCAUGCCCACUAAAAGCCCCCGCCCAUGGAUUUGCUGUCCAAUCCCGUGAGGACUUUGUUUGCGAGACGUCCCUUCCGACCAAUCACCUGUCAGCAUAUCAAGAAGGCAGCCCAUCACUCCAGUGGCUCUUAUUGGUGUCAUGACCAGGACAUUCUGCCAUCAGACCUCAAGAAGAUUUGCCUGUGACGUUUCACAGGCUUUGAAACUGUUUUAAUAGUUCUUAAUGGUUUUUAGGAUUGUAGUGGCUUAGGAAUAGGAAUUGGCAUUCGCUAGAAUAUACUUUUAUCAGUAGCUUCAGUCAUGUGAGUUCUGAAUGCUUUUAGCACUUACUUACAAGGACUCCUGGCAAACUUAUCUCUAUGUAUGUUUGUGUGAGUUGUGCACUUGAAAGGGGGCACCUUGUAGCCUGUAGCAGAGUUAUAGCGCCCUCUAGUGUGCUGGACUACACACAUACAGUCACCCUUUAAGUUGCCUCAAUCAAAUCAAACAGCAUUUUUUAAUGACAUUUUUUUUAAUGACACUUACAAUACUAUUGGCAGCUUCCAGCACUUGCAGCCUUUUCUAAUGAUAUCUCCACAUCUAUGCCCUUUACAUGCUCGCCCACUCACUCACAUACUCUACUGAAGCUGUUGAGUGCACAAGAGUGAUCGGUGAAGCACGCACACACACACACACACACACACACACACACAAAGAUUACAUGGACACACAACACAUACACACAUUCUCUCUCUGUAUCUCUUACACACACAUGCAUAUUACUACAAUUAAUGCACAAUCAACAGUGCUUAGUUCAUCAUGUGAUGCCUGCAGAAAAGUCCCCUCAUUGCCUUUACACAACUAGCUCUCUGUCUAUCUCUCUCAUCAGUCAAUACUGCGCGUGUGUGUGUGUGUGUGUGUGUGUGUGUGUGUGUGUGUGUGUGUGUGUGUGUGUGUGUGUGUGUGUGUGUGUGUGUGUGUGUGUGUGUGUGUGUGUGUGUGUGUGUGUGUGUGUGUGUGUGUGUGUGUGUGUGUGUGUGUGUGUGUGUGUGUGUGUGUGUGUGUGUGUGUGUGUGUGAUCAGUUUUAGAUCAGAUUUGGGUGGUUGAGAGUGCACCACUUAUUGAUCCCAAUGCGACAGAGGCUUGGCUGGUGCUGGUGUUGUGCCCUGCCUGUGUGUGCAGUCUGUGUUACAUUAACGUGUACAGACUGUGUGUGUGUGUGUGUGUGUGCGCGUGCGUGUGCACUAGUGGUGGUGCUUUUCUUCUUCCUUCUGGAAUGUUAUGUGCAUUCGCUCCACUCACCGUGCCUCUCCCUCCAGUGAAGUGACGGCUCGUUCACCCGUCAGAGCACUGGAGCAACAUCCAUCUGGUGUCUCUGCUGUAAUUACAACUUAUGACCAGCAGGGGCAGCGUUGCUCCAUGCAUCCAGGAACACUACUCCAUCUGCCAGGGCAUAGCAUAGCUGAGGCUGAGGCUUGUUUAGAGUUUAGAGUUUAGGGGUUUAGGGGUUUAGGGGUUUAAGCUUUAGGGUCAGAGGUGUAGACUUACCUCAUGUGUGACUUUGAGGACAAGUGUAAACGGACUCACGAGGGACCAGUUGGGAGGAUUAUACUCCGCAACACCCUGCAUUCCAGGCCAGUUUUUUUUCUCUCACUCUCUCUCUCUGUGUGUGUACAAUAAUAUUCACUAGGAAAGGAAAGGGCUUUGAUGGAAGAGGUCACGGGGGUUGUUUCUGUUUGGUUUCCGUUCUUGUUGGAUUUCCACAUUUUCUGUUCAGAUGGUGGCGGCAGCCGGUUCCUCAUCCAUUCAGAGGGGGUGUGGUGGGCGCCAGGCUCGGAGAGCAGCAGGAAGGGGGCGUA